AAUCGAAAUUCAAACAAAAAAAAACACAUAAUAAAACAAAAAGAAAAAAAAAACAUUUUUUCCAACACUUGAAAAGAAAAAUCAUAAACUUUACUAAUAAUAAAGUUUACUAUUAAUGAAGGGAGGGGUUAAACUUUUGGCCGUGUGCCUUUGCGUGGCCACGGCGACCGUCAUGAUGGUCCAAGCGGAGGACCCUUACUUCCACCACGUGUGGAACGUGACGUACGGAACCGCAUCUCCUCUCGGCGUUCCACAACAAGUCAUCCUCAUCAACGGUCAAUUCCCUGGUCCUAACAUCAACUCGACUUCUAACAACAACGUCAUCGUUAAUGUCUUCAACAACCUCGACGAGCCUUUCCUCAUCACCUGGGCCGGAAUCCAGCACAGGAAGAACUGCUGGCAAGAUGGAACAGCUGGAACAAUGUGUCCGAUCCCUCCGGGUCAGAACUUUACAUACCAUUUCCAGCCAAAGGAUCAAAUCGGUAGCUACUUCUACUACCCGACCACAGCCAUGCAUCGUGCCGCUGGUGGCUUUGGUGGCCUUCGUGUGAACAGCCGUCUAUUGAUCCCGGUUCCUUACGCUGACCCUGAAGAUGACUACACUAUCCUUAUCAACGACUGGUACACCAAAAGCCAUACUCAGCUCAAGAAGUUCCUCGACAGUGGUCGUACUAUUGGUCGUCCUGAUGGCAUUCUCAUCAACGGUAAAUCCGGGAAAACUGAUGGCUCUGACAAACCUCUUUUCACUUUGAAGCCAGGGAAAACAUACAGAGUUCGUAUCUGUAACGUGGGUCUCAAGGCAUCUCUUAACUUCAGGAUUCAGAACCACAAAAUGAAGCUUGUCGAGAUGGAAGGCUCACAUGUUCUACAAAACGACUAUGACUCGCUUGAUGUCCAUGUCGGUCAGUGUUUUGGUGUAAUCGUCACGGCAGACCAAGAACCUAAAGAUUACUACAUGAUUGCUUCCACAAGGUUCUUGAAGAAACCUCUGACAACCACAGGAUUGCUCCGCUACGAGGGAGGCAAAGGUCCUGCGUCUUCUCAGCUACCUGCGGCCCCCGUUGGUUGGGCUUGGUCUUUGAAUCAGUACCGAUCUUUCAGGUGGAACUUGACAGCCAGCGCCGCUAGACCUAACCCACAAGGCUCGUACCACUACGGAAAAAUUAAUAUCACUCGCACCAUCAAGCUCGUGAACACUCAGGGAAAGGUCGAUGGCAAGCUUAGGUACGCGUUGAGCGGGGUCUCCCACACCGACCCUGAGACACCUCUCAAGCUUGCUGAGUACUUCGGCGUUGCUGAUAAGGUUUUCAAGUACGACACCAUCUCGGACAACCCAAAUCCUGAUCAGAUCAAGAACAUCAAGAUCGAACCCAAUGUUCUUAACAUCACUCACCGCACCUUCAUUGAAGUCGUGUUCGAGAACCACGAGAGGAGUGUCCAGUCUUGGCAUUUGGACGGCUAUUCCUUCUUCGCUGUAGCGGUUGAGCCAGGGACAUGGACACCAGAGAAGAGGAAGAACUACAACCUUCUAGAUGCAGUGAGCCGACACACAGUCCAGGUCUACCCCAAGUGUUGGGCUGCAAUCUUGCUCACAUUCGACAACUGUGGAAUGUGGAACAUUAGGUCGGAGAACGCAGAAAGACGCUACUUGGGACAGCAACUGUACGCAAGCGUCUUGUCACCAGAAAAAUCUCUCCGGGACGAAUACAACAUGCCGGAGACAAGCCUUCAAUGUGGUCUUGUCAAGGGCAAGCCUAAGGUUAACCCUUAUGCCGGAGCUUAAUUUGCUUUCUUUGAAAUUAUUUAUCACAAAAAAAAAAAAAGAGUUUGGUUUUUCUUUUGUUGAGACCAAUUUGGAACCGAACGGAUUAUGUUUUUUUGGGUCUUUUAAUUAUUUCAUUCAAGUUAUUAAUUUGACUUAAAACGAUAUUGUUAUUCAUAUGUACAUGAACUGAAAUGUAUGUAUGUUUAUUCCUUGAGUUUUUCUUCUUCUUCUUCUAAACGAUGAAUCAGCUAAUCCUUGUUAGUUGAAUUCAUUUUUCUACGUUCCUCUACUUUAUUUUAAUAAAUCUUAUGUAAUUUAGUCUUAUAUUUCAAUUUUUCAACUUUUGAAAUAAGCAGAAAAUGAUAUUUGUUUUGCCACCUAAUGAAGUGUACUUUUUUCUUUAACUUUACCGCAUUCGUUUUCUUUCUUGUCGUACCAAGUAAUUUAUAAUUUCCAAUUCAUUACAAAAAUUGUCAUGAUACCAAUUAUAUACUCUAUGUUUCUUUUGGACAAAA
Messenger RNA from Arabidopsis thaliana (thale cress), 2280 nucleotides. RefSeq names its product SKU5 similar 12 (gene sks12). Gene Ontology annotation, molecular function: oxidoreductase activity; copper ion binding. The record is from RefSeq and is marked reviewed. Lineage: Eukaryota; Viridiplantae; Streptophyta; Magnoliopsida; Brassicales; Brassicaceae. The transcript has 3 exons. The coding region runs from base 116 to 1783 and encodes 555 amino acids.